Molecule: messenger RNA, 3480 nt
Organism: Cyprinodon tularosa
Lineage: Eukaryota; Metazoa; Chordata; Actinopteri; Cyprinodontiformes; Cyprinodontidae
Gene: st6galnac3
Product: ST6 (alpha-N-acetyl-neuraminyl-2,3-beta-galactosyl-1,3)-N-acetylgalactosaminide alpha-2,6-sialyltransferase 3
Exons: 5
Coding region: 151-1155 (334 amino acids)
Biological process (GO): ganglioside biosynthetic process; oligosaccharide metabolic process
Molecular function (GO): alpha-N-acetylgalactosaminide alpha-2,6-sialyltransferase activity
Source: RefSeq, a predicted model, not a curated record
CUCUCUGGAGAGUGGAGAGGAGGUGGAUUGGGAGGGGGGGUUAAAAUAACGCGAGAGAAAGAAGACCGAAUAACGGUUUACUCCAACAUACAUGGAAACCUCGAACCCACCAAUUUAAAUCACAUCCACACCGCGUCCUGUUAUGUUUACAUGUGGCCAGACGGACUUGGUGAGCGCGUUUUACAGGCUGCAGAAAACCAGCGAACCCCCAUUGUGUGCUUAGAAAGAAGAAGAAUGGCCUGGAUGUGGAAGAGGAAGUCGCUGAUUGCCACCAGUCUGAUUGUAGCUGUGUCGCUCUUCGUGGUUGUGGUGAACUUCACGGAGAAGCCGUACUUCCUCUUGCAGCCUGUGUUUGGUCAGACGUUCAGCAGCCGCUGGAUGUUCUCCAAGCAGUCCUACAAGGCUUUAAAGCCUCACCUGGGCUAUGUCAGAAUCCCGAAACAAGAGCCCCUGAAGCUGAACUGUGAACUGUGCAGCAUUGUGUCCAGCUCCGGCCAGAUGUUGGGCCAGGCUGCAGGCGCACAGAUCGACCGCUCUCCUUGCAUCUGGCGCAUGAACAAUGCUCCCACGCAGGGAUUUGAAAAUGACGUCGGAAGACGAACCACCCUGAGAGUCGUCUCUCACACCAGCGUGCCCCUCCUGCUGCAGAAGCCACAGCACUUCUUUGGCCAGGGCAAUGACACCGUCUACGUCGUGUGGGGGCCGCUGCGGAACAUGAGGAAGGACGGAAAGGGCAUUGUUUACAACAUGUUGCGACAGGCAUCUGAGAACUAUCCCCAUGCUCGUAUCUACGUCACCACAGAGGACAGGAUGAACUACUGUGACAUGGUGUUCAAGAAGGAGACAGGCAAAGACAGGAUUCAGUCGGGCUCCUACCUGAGCACAGGCUGGUUUACACUUAUCCUCGCCAUGGACAUGUGCAAAGAGAUCCAUAUCUACGGCAUGAUAAAUGACACCUACUGCAAGACUGAAGGCUACAGGAAGGUUCCCUACCACUACUACGAGGCGGGCAGUCGGGACGAGUGUGCAGAGUACCAUCUCCAUGAGAGCGCCCCCUACGGCGGACACCGCUUUAUCACUGAGAAGUCUGUUUUUGCAAAGUGGGCCAAGACUCACUCCAUCAAGUUCUUCAACCCCCCAUGGCAGCUGUCGUGACCCCGGCUGAGCUUAUGCAGGAGAGAAAAUCCACAUCAGAGUGGCUUUCAUUAGCUCUGCAGUGACUCGAACAAACACACAUCAGUUAAAAGCUCGGACUUCACUCCAUGUCGUUUAUUUUGUUCCAGUUUGGUCUCCAGAAUUAAGGAAGUCUGAGGACUAAACAUGGACAGCGGUUUUCAUUCCUUUGGCUUCUUGAAUUGUAUGUUUUCAGCAGACGAAUGUGGAAUGCUUCUGCACUGACAGAUCAAUCUGUUUGCAGCUCUGUGAGUCCAGCAAAGAUCGCCUUGAGCUUCAACAAAAGAGAAGAAAAGACCUUAUCUCAUGUUAACUCAUGCUGAACUUGGAGAGGAACUCAAACCAGACAAGUGUCAGUUUGAACAUCUCAUCAGCACUUCUGCUGUUUCCUCUAACAGUUAAUCUCCUGUCAGGUUGUAAUUAAUGUGUGAAAAGCUUCAUUCAAGCCUUCAUCUCUGGCAGAGGGAGUAUGAAACGCUGAUGAUUUGUCAGUUUUAAUUUACAGUGAUCCGAUGUUACAAGGGGGCAAAAAAAAAAACGCCUCAGCAAACAAGGGUGUUUGACAAAGAUCUGAAGCGAUCGAAAAUCAGGUUUUAGGUAAAUCCAGAGAUGUAAACCAGCUCCAUUGUGUUUCAACUUAAGGAUGUCAGCUCCUUUUCCUUUUUAUAAUCCAGUGAAAGUGAAUUUCAGCAACUCAUCAUGCUUUUGGUUUAGUCUCUUGAGGGCUUGCUGAUUUACUGUGCCAAUGACAGUGUGAGCAGCACAGCAACACAGAGCGAUGUGCAAUUAGAAAAUCUAUCUCUCUGGAAGGAGUUUGUGGCCCUACAGAGGAGAAGAUUUAUGUGUGCAGUGAAACCAUUUGAAGUUAAUUGUAUCCCAUUAUCAUUUUGUGCCUGCAAUAUACUUUGCAGUUCAUUGUAUAGACAAAGAAGAAGAUGCAUUCACUCUCUUUCUCUCUUCUUCUCAUCAAGCUUUGUGCCUCUUUGUGUAACGCAUCGCCCUGCAGACUUCGUCCCAUUUGUCUCUGGGUGCAGCAUGCACGUCUUCUGCUCAGUGACUUCUCAUUCGAAUGCAUCUUUUACAGGACAGUAAAGAAUAACCUGUGUGCUUCUGUUGGGACCUAUGGGGCCGCUGUUGUCAACUGAAAGGAGUCAAAGAUUUCUAAUUUAGAAAGCUCAAUGCACAAAGGCCCCAAUGACAGUGAGAUAUAACUGAGGCUUCUCUUCAGCUUCUUCCAUAAUGCAAGCAGACUGAGGAUCGUUGCAGUAUGCAGGUCAGCUAUAGUCAUGUGUGAAAACUGGGCUAAAAAAACAUUAUGAUACAAAAUAUAUUCCUGUAGCUUAAAUUACGCAAUAAAUACUGGGCCUAGAGUGCCAAAAUACAAGCGCAAAAUACAAGUUUAUCUCCAAAAAUAUGAAGAUGUUAUGUGAAAAAAUAUUUAAUAUGUUUUGUUUUAUUUGAAACCAUAAUAAUUUUAUAUAUAUAUAAUUAUAUAAUAGUUAUUUGCAUGAAAAUCAUCCCUAAAUAUUUAAUGGUGAGUGGCCUGUACAUUUAUAGCCCCUUUCCAAGUCAGGGGACUCCAAAGCGCUUUACACUAAAUUCAGUCAUUUAUAUUUCAGUUUCAUUUUCUGAGUGACAAAAUAAUUUAACUUUUAUACUUUAUUCAAAGCUUUUUAAAUAUGGAUUUUUAAAUAAUAUGCCUACAUGUCUACAGCUAAUUGUUCUUGAAGGGUUGUUGGGGGGGCUAUCCCCAGCAUUCAUUGGCUGAGAGCCGGUCUCCCAGGACAGAUACACAUGACAACAAACUAUGAGUGUACAUUCAAAUAAAUAAACUUAAAAAAUAAAUUUAAAGAAAUAAAUACAUUUUACAACUCCUCUUUAAUAACUCCUUUUAAAAUGUGCAAUUAGGAAAUACUUUUUAAAUUGCUGAAAUGGAUAGUUUUCUUUUUCAGUGACUCUCUUGGUCCUCCAAAGUUUUAGCCAAAAAACAGUUCUUAUCGGCCAGCAAUUUAAAAUCUCUGAUAUUUUUGUGCUAGAAACACUCUGCUUCUGUUAAGAGAUUCGUGAUUAUUUUUCCCUGUUUUAAUAAUAUUACCUGAUCAAGCCUUUUUCUAUCAUUCUACUGUAUAAAAUAAGUAAGCUGGUAUGAUUCAUAUUAAUAUCGGUAUCAAAUCGGAAAUGUAAAAACUGUAUCAGGACAUCUUUCAUUUAACUUAUUUUUUAAUGGUGAUGUUCACAUUUAUUUUUAGUGAGAAGGAUUUUGUCAGGACAUGAAAUAUCUGCUUCUACAGAAAAAAAAAAAAAAAA